Molecule: messenger RNA, 480 nt
Organism: Necator americanus (New World hookworm)
Lineage: Eukaryota; Metazoa; Nematoda; Chromadorea; Rhabditida; Ancylostomatidae
Exons: 4
Coding region: 1-480 (159 amino acids)
Biological process (GO): oxygen transport
Molecular function (GO): iron ion binding; oxygen binding; heme binding
Source: RefSeq, a predicted model, not a curated record
AUGGUUUCGCCAGCCGACGUAAAAAAGCACACUGUUGCAUCAUUGGGAGUAGUUCCGGUUGGGAAAACACCGGAUAAGAUUCAGAAUGGCAUAGACUUCUACAAGUAUUUCUUCACAAAUCAUCCGGAAGCUCGCAAAUACUUCAAAGGUGCUGAGAACUUCACUGCUGAUGAUGUUCAGAAAAGCGAAAGAUUUGAAAAACAAGGCAACGCUCUGCUCCUGUCUGUGCAUAUUCUGGCUAACACCUACGAUAAUGAGGAGGUGUUCCGUGCAUACUGCCGCGAUCAUACUAACAGACACGCAGCGAAAGGAAUCGACCCUCAUUAUUGGAAGAGUUUCUGGGGUAUCUGGAUGGGAUUCCUAGAGAGCAAAGGUGCAACUCUGUCUGGAGACCAGAAGGCAGCUUGGGAAACCCUUGGCACAAUGUUCAACGAGGAAUGCCAGUCGCAUCUGUCGAAGCUCGGACUGCCUCAUGCAUAA